GCCCUCAUUCUGCGCUCUCCACAGUAUGGCCGGCGAUAUUAGCUAGCAGUCGCUCUACAGUAUUCUCUGUAAAAGGGAAGACGGUAAAACCAAGAAAUUACACCUGGAUUGCUAAAGGACUGUACUUAAUAAAUUAUAACGAUCAAGCAAGGACUAGCUAAUUAAGUUGAAAACGUAACCAACAUUUAAUUUCUGUUAUUGGUGUCUGCUGUGCCACGAUGGAAGAGAACGGUGCACACUUCUUCGAGGGAACCGAGAAGCUGUUGGAGGUGUGGUUCUCCCGGCAAGAUGAGAAUAAAGGAACAGGGGACCUCCGUACCAUCCCAAGGUUUGAGUGGGACAAACUUCUGGAGAAUGUGCACUGUUUGAUCAUAAGUGUGACGAAGACCGACAAGCAGGAAGCUUAUAUACUCAGUGAGAGUAGCAUGUUUGUCUCCAAGAGACGUUUCAUUUUGAAGACCUGUGGAACCACCCUCUUACUGCAAGCACUGAUGCCUCUGCUGGAACUCGCCAGAGAGUACUGUGGCUUUGAUGCCAUCGAGGAUAGGUCAGAGGUUUUAACUCCAUCUCCUCACUACCUACAGAAUUUCUUCUAUUCUCGCAAGAACUUCAUGAAGCCCACCCAUCAGGAGUUCCCUCAUCGGAACUUCCAGGAGGAAGUGGAAUUUCUCAGCCAGAUUUUCCCAAACGGAGCAGCGUACUGUAUGGGACGUUUGAACUCUGAUUGCUGGUACCUGUUUACUCUGGAUUUGCCAGAGUUCUGGGAGAACGAGCAUGCGGAUCAGACGCUGGAAGUUCUGAUGAGUGACCUUGAUCCAGCAAUUAUGGACCAGUUCUUCAUGAAAGAUGGUGUUUCUGCAAAUGAUGUCACUCGUAUGAGUGGAAUUCGUGACCUGAUACCAGGUUCUGUGAUUGACGCCACAAUGUUCAACCCAUGUGGAUACUCAAUGAAUGGAAUGAAGACUGAUGGAACUUACUGGACGAUCCACAUCACUCCAGAGCCAGAGUUCUCCUAUGUCAGCUUCGAAACCAACCUCUCUCAGACGUCCUACGACGAUUUGGUCAGGAAAGUUGUGGACGUGUUUAAGCCAGGAAAAUUUGUGACGACGCUAUUCGUUAACCAGAGCUCCAAAUGUCGCAGUGUCUUUUCUUCCGCCCAGAAACUCGAGGGGUACAAGCGCCUCGACCGCCAGUUGGCCCAAUUCAACGAUUACAAUUUUGUCUUUACUAGUUACGCCAAGAGCCGCCAGCAGAACCAGCAAAGUUGAGGUUUAAGAAUGAAAAAGAAGCGUAAGAAGAAAGGCGGCUGCGUAGGCGGGCUCGUCCCCCGUGGCUGUCUUUCUGUCCUAGCGGAGAGGCCCACUACACUCUGCUGCCAUUGUCCAGGAUUUCUUGGUAUCGAGGCCACAGGCCCUAAUAGUUUGAAUUGUAUGCGUUGUUGUACCUAUAACUUAGCUCUCUUGCAUGAAAGCUCUUUUUUCUGUUUAGAUAGUCUAGUGCACUCUUGCUGUGAUCUUGAAGUGCAUGUAGAGGAAUUAAACAUGCUCUGUUUGAGGCUGUCCAGCCUUGCCCCGUGUGCCCAGUGCAGCGGCCCCUUCCUGCAGGUCUCCCCCCUCAUUCCCCACAGACAGGGCUUCCGUGCCCACUAGUCCAGGGCCCUGACAUGCUCAGAUGGGUCCACCUCUAUGUGCUUACCGAUUUUAUAAAAAAAUGUUUAAGUUGAAAUGCAUUCUCCCCCUACACUGAUUUGCUGCUUAUUUGAUCUGUUGCAAAUGUGUCCUUUGUUUUUGACCUUUGAGUGCACUUUAAGAAGUUUUCAGCUCGAGCAGGACUCCUCAGUACCCAAACGUAAAACACCAACCCUUUUUUGGCUUAUUGAAUUUCAUGAAGUUGGUUUUCGAGUGAUUAUGGCCCAAAGCUCACAAUCUUCUAAUGUUAUUUGUCAUUCAGCAUCAACCUAGUUAAUUAAUUCCUUAAAUCAAAAUGCCAUACUUUGUCAGUGUUUCACUACCAGGUGAUUGGAUAGAGGCUGACUGCUGGGCAAUGUGAUCUAGUUCUUGGCUGUAAACUGCACCGGAGCCAAAAUAAUUAUAUGGUAGAAUUGUUAACCUCCCCCCCUCCUGUUCAGUCAGUCAUGCUUCUCUCCACCUCGACAAUAAAUGUAGCUGUUGAAUGUGUCCACAAAGACAGGCUUUCAACUUUUUCCCAUGCAACAGGAUGCGUUAGUGUAAAUUUAAAAUGUCCAGUUGUGUACUUCAUGGUAUGGGAUGUGUAAUACAUGUUUACAUUUACACCAAGGCUCCUACAUUUAUAAACUGGGUGGUUCGAGCCCUCAAUGCUGAUUGGCUGAAAGCUGUGGUAUAUCAGACGGUAUACCACACCCCCUUGUGCCUUAAUGUUUAAGUAUACUGCACCAACAGGAAGCGUCUGGUUCAUAGUAUACUCAGUCAUUUUAAACACUUAAUUUAUCCAUUAAUAAUUGAAUACAUUAUAAAAAGUCCAAACUUGACACGUCAUGUAAGCACAAAGGCUGUGCCAACCGUGAAUGAGGGCCAUGUUUAGACUAGAGGAGCCUGUUGAGGGGCUUUAUCUGAAUGUUAGUGACUCAAGGAGACUCAGUAGUUGCCUUGUCGCUGUGGUGUGGGCCAGAACAAUGCCCUCUGCCAUCCAGCGUGGUCAGCCAUUGUCCCCCGGCCCAGCGGGUCUCCCCAUAGCACCCUGUGAGACUGUCAGCUGGCCCCAGAACCAUGCUUGACAGUGGCGCUCCUGGCUGCACCGUGUGUCCCUGAAUGGAGAUAAUGACUCAGACUCUGCUUAGUGCAGCGGUUGCCCAGCAAAGCAUUUCUUUCAUAAACAAUGUACAUCCUCUCUUUCCCCCCUAUACAGGAAUCAGUAAGCGCACAAUAGAGGCCCACCAAUCUGAGCAUGCCAGGGUGAUCCCGGAUCAUUCCACACAACUGUUGCAUAAACCAUUUUAUUAAUUUUAUUGUGCGCAGACAUUUUGCAGUGAAUUGGUCCCAAAUGUGACUCCACUGCAGUUUUUUUGGAGCACAAUCCAUACCCUUUGUUCAGUGAGGGGAAAAAUCCUGUGACGCUGUGGUGCAUGUGACUACUAGUUCUGUAUUGCUUGACAGUGUAGUGUGCUGCAGUCUGUUCCUCCUGUGUAGAGUGAUGUGCUUCACCUUCCAGUUUUAUCAGCUAAUGUAGAUGGGACUGAGGCAUCCUGAUGUUUUAUUGAACAGGUGGGUUGGGGUUAAUGUUUUUACUUUGCCACCUUAGUGCUGAAGGCAGGCCCUCAUCUAUAUGGUUCCUAUACAGAUAUUGAUGUUUGGAAUUUUGAGUUUCUUAAUAUAUUUUUUUAGGAUGUGUGAUUGUCUUCUUGGGCUGGUCAGUAAUAUUCAUGAUGCUUCCCCUGCCAGUGAAUGCAGAUUGAUUUGAAUUUGCUGACAAACCUGGGGUGGUUAGGGAACAUUUUUUUUUGUUUGCUGUUUUUAUUUUAAGACUGCCGUUUCUGGCCUGCCUUUAGCACUUCUGAGCGUUAACCUGUGCUGCGUUGCCCCACUAUGUUAGGAACUGUAAGAUCAAGCUUGUUCAGAAAGCUCUUAAAACACCAGAGAAUGGAUCAUUAUACACACACAAGUCUGGAAUCCCUUCAAAUUUGUGUAUUCAGCUAUUUUAGCCACAUCUGUUGCUGACUGGUGUGUGUGCAAUUCUAUACAAUGUCCAUAGUCAAACAUUGGCAGUAGAAUGGCCUUAACGAAGAGUUUUGACAUUCAAUGUGUCACCGUCGUAGGAUGCUACCUUUCCAACAAGUAAGUUUGUCAAAUUUCUGCCCUGCUAGAGCUGGUGAACUAAGUGCUGUUAUUGUGAAGUGGAAACAUCUAGGAGCAACAACGGCUCAGCAGCGAAUUGGUAGACCACACAAGCUCACAGGACUGCUGAUGUGCGUUUUGAUAUAUAUAUAUAUAUAUAUAUAUUUUAGUUCUCGUUUGCUUUGAGGCAGGUUGGACUGUCAGCACAAGAAUUGUUCGUUGGGAGCUUCAUGAAAUUGGUUUCUAUGGCUGUGCAACCGUACACCAGCCCAAAAUCACCGACUGGUGAUUAUUCCUCCAGCCAAACAUCGGCUGGAGUGUACAGCUUGCCGCCUUUAGAAUAUGGAGCAGUGGAAACGCGUUCUCUGGAGCGAUGAAUCAUGCUUAACCAUCUGGCAGUCCGAUGGACAAAUCUGGGUUUGGCGGUUGCUAGGAGAACGCUCCCUGCCCCCAAUGCGUAGUGCCAACUAAAGUUUGGUGCAGGAGGAAUAAUGGCCAGGGGCUGUUUUUCAUGGUGCGGGCGAGGCCUUUUAGUUCCAGUAAAGGGGUCGCUUAACUCAACAGCAUACAAUAACAUUCUAGAUUAUUUGCUUCCAACUUUGUGGCAAUGGGUGAAGGUCCUUUUCCUGUUUCAGCAUGUCAUAUCCCCUGUGCACAAAGCGAGGUCCUUACAGAAAUGGUUUGUUGAACUUGACUGGUCUGCACAGAGCCUUGACAUCAACCCCAUCGAACACUGUUUUUAGCAUGAAUUGGAACGCUGACUGUGAAGCCAGGCCUUAGCGCUCAACAUCAGUGCUCGACCUCACGAAUGUUCUUGUGACUGAAUGGAAGAAAGUCCCCACAGCAAUGUUCCAACAUCUAGUUGAAAGCCUUCCCAGACGAGUGGAGGCUGUUUUUAAAUGCAGCAAGGGGGACCAACUCAAUAUUAAUGCCCAUGAUUUUGGAAUGAGAUGUUUGAGGUGUCCCUGUACUUUUGGUCAUGUAGUGUGAUGGUGUACCGUAGAUGACAAAAUCCAUUUCUCCCCAGGAGGCUAAAAUUGUAACUAAUGUUGCAAGGGGGCCACUAGAAUUAGUUCUUCAUGUAAGGACCUGGGCAAAGUUGAAAAUUUGGAAAAUCUUCCCUCCAUGUCUGGCUUUUUGGAAUGGCAAAAAAAAAUCUGAGGACCAAUCUUCGCCAGGUAUCCUUACCUGAAAUGUCAUUCUGCCUGUAGUGACCAGCCUCCUUUUGUGUUCUAAGAGCUGUAUUGACUUGUUUAGGGAAUAGGCACCAGCACAUUUCACAAAAGGUAACUUUCGGUGAGUGUUUUUGGAUGAAGUCAUAUUUAGACUUAAUCUGCGUAUGGGUUGGUUUGGAACAUAGCUUCUUAAAUUGGGGGUGGGGUGCAAUUUUGCCUACGGACCAACCAUAUUUUGUUUUUGUCCAACCCUUUUGUUGUAAAACCAGUGUUCCAAACUUAGUUUCUAAAAAAAAAAAUAUAUAUAUAUAUUUGGAUCAUGAAAUUGUUCUUGCCUUACCGUUUUAAAAUCCCGUGCUGUGUUUUCUGGGGAAGGGAAAAGUCAAACACCUCCCCUGAUGUGAGUGAGGGUGAAUUUACAGGAUGUACUGAAGGGAAAACUUUGCUGUUCUAAUUAUUUUGCUAUUCUUUGGAUGGUCAAGAUGUGCUAAAUAUAUCUGUAAUAUGAGCUUGAUGCUUUUAAUAAAUAAAGAUGACUCGUUUGUGUGACUUUA
Salvelinus fontinalis (brook trout) is the source of this 5541-nucleotide messenger RNA. RefSeq names its product S-adenosylmethionine decarboxylase proenzyme-like. The transcript has 9 exons. Bases 219 to 1268 code for a protein of 349 amino acids. The record is from RefSeq and is a predicted model, not a curated record. Gene Ontology annotation, biological process: spermine biosynthetic process; spermidine biosynthetic process. Gene Ontology annotation, cellular component: cytosol. NCBI's taxonomy places the organism in Eukaryota, Metazoa, Chordata, Actinopteri, Salmoniformes, Salmonidae. Gene Ontology annotation, molecular function: adenosylmethionine decarboxylase activity.